AUGUCUUUCCUGACCUGCGCCUCUGACCUCUCCCCGCUCUUCCGACUGCUCGAUAACUACGAGCAGGUCGAAAAGAAUGAGAUCAAAGCUCGCCCUACUCCACGUCGCAGCUUCUCACCAGCUUUCGAUGUACGUGAGCUCACCGAUGGCUACUAUCUUGACGGCGAGCUACCAGGCGUGAGCCAAGAGAAUAUCGACAUCGAAUUCAGCGACCCCACAACCCUGAUCAUCAAGGGCCACGCGGAGCGAAACUACAACACGGAGACCUCUGAGCCCACCCAGUCAUCUCCACGCCGACACCAACCUACAGUCGAAGAUGAGGAUGAUUCCGAUUCCGACUCGACCUCCUCCACCCGUUCGGUGACCUCCAAGUCCGUUGCAGUCCCAGCUCAGUCCAAGCCCGCAAACUUCCACUAUUGGGCUUCGGAACGUUCCAUUGGUGAUUUCCAGCGCACCUUCAGCUUCCCCACUCGUGUUGAUCAGGAUGCGGUACGUGCCAGCUUGAAGAACGGUAUCUUAUCCGUUGUCGUGCCAAAGGCGACUGCACCCAAGAUCAAGAAGAUCCGCAUUCAAUAG
Messenger RNA from Penicillium odoratum, 576 nucleotides. RefSeq names its product Hsp20/alpha crystallin family protein. NCBI's taxonomy places the organism in Eukaryota, Fungi, Ascomycota, Eurotiomycetes, Eurotiales, Aspergillaceae. Bases 1 to 576 code for a protein of 191 amino acids. The transcript has a single exon. The record is from RefSeq and is a predicted model, not a curated record. Gene Ontology annotation, biological process: protein folding; response to salt stress; response to heat.